GCGUUCACCAGUACCAGGGCUGUAUAUAAUGCAAACAUCAAUGCCAAUGUUGCUAGCGAACGAGCGCAUCAAAUUAUUCUUCUAUAUAACGUAUAGUAACAUCCAGACUUUAUUUUGUAUAGAUCAUGAGUAACGUUAAAGGACUGUGAGGAUACAGCGGCUGAAAUGAUGUGCAUCUUGAUUUAGCUGUUGUGAAGCUGGAGGCUUUAUGAGCAGUUUGUGAAGCUUGAGGCCUUUACCAGAAGUGAUACUUGAUUUUUGUAUAAAGUUGCAUAACUGAAGUUCAUAUAUGCACAGUGAAUGUCUGUAGGUUGUAAAGCUUGUAUGGUAUAAGCAAGUCUGUAAUAAUGCAGGUUUGACAUUGUAAUAAUACAAGUGUUGGAGUACGAUUGUGACAAUGCAGGUGUUGGGGUAAGAUAGUGACAAUGCAGGUGUUGGGGUAAGAUUGUGACAAUGCAGGUAUGGUUGGCAGAUUGUAGGGUGGUUGUCGGGUCGAGGCUGGACGUGUCUCGCAGCAGCAGGGUUUCCGGCAUCACCUCCGCCAUCAUUACCCUCAGCCUCCACACCACGCUUCCUUUAGACAACUUCACUCUCCACCUGUUCUUCAGCGACACCAAGCAACCUGUUGACAACUCUUCAAGCGAUCGUAAUAACAACUUCAACAGCUUUCUUAACGACACUAGCGACUUCGUCGAGAAAUCUAGCGAAUUCGUUAGUCACGCUUUCAAUGAUUCAUUCAAGUACUCAUCUAUUAGAUUCCUCUUUACCUCCUCCCACAAGACUGAUUCCUACUGGCAGAUGUUUGAAGUAUCGAAAGACAGCAUCGAUCAGACAACUCGCAGACUUCCCAUGGUGCUGUACCUCAGCAGGUUCCACAAGACCAUUCUGGUCCUCACUCCGGGGUCAACUGGUCUGAGAGUGUCUGAUGUCGACGGCGACGUCUGCUGGAGUCUGGCGCUGGGUCUGCCUGGCCACCACUUCUCUACCGUGCACUGGUGGCUUGAAUGUCCGGCCCGUAGUUACAUUGUCCUCCACACCUGUCUACCUGCAGGAGUGAUAUCGAGCAGCACCUGUAAUCCCAACCAAGAUUGUGGCUGCCUCGCCGGGUCAGACCACAGCCUGUCCGGGAGUGACCAUAUUUGCUCACACUUCAUAUGGGCUUGGAGUAUCGCUGGGAUUCUUGCUGUGUUGGUCGUCAUCGUAUGUGCCGACCGGUGCCGGAUAAGGGAUCCCAAUGUGGCGGCGACCAAGAGAGAAAAUGUCGCUUAUAGCCCCCAGUACCUCUAUAAUAAUCCUCCAGAAAGCCAACUGGCGGCAGCCAAUACCAAUCUAUCCAGGUCGACUGAUGACGAAAUGCACUGGUUUUAAUAGAAUUGAGGAAUGUCCGUGCUACUUGCUAGCCACAGCAAGUGGCUAGUGUCCACUCGGCCGGUCGGCCGAGUGGACAGCACGCGGGACUUGUGAUCCUGUGGUCCUGGGUUCGAUCCCAGGCGCCGGCGAGAAACAAUGGGCAGAGUUUCUUUCACCCUAUGCCCCUGUUACCUAGCAGU
Molecule: messenger RNA, 1550 nt
Organism: Procambarus clarkii (red swamp crayfish)
Lineage: Eukaryota; Metazoa; Arthropoda; Malacostraca; Decapoda; Cambaridae
Source: RefSeq, a predicted model, not a curated record